AUGCCCUCCCGCGCCGACAUCACCUACUUCGGCGCCGGCCCCGCGCUGCUGCCCACCGACGUCCUCGAAACGGCCUCGCAAGCCCUCCUCGACUUCAACGGCACCGGUCUGGGCAUUGCAGAGCACUCUCACCGCAGCGAGAUCGCCACCAAGAUCAUUGAAGAGGCCAAGGCCGACCUGGCCACCUACCUCGACAUCCCCUCCGACUACGAGGUCCUAUUCAUGCAGGCCGGUGGUAGCGGCGAGUUCUCCGCCACCGUCUACAACUUUGUCGGCGCCUGGAUCGCCCGCCAGCGCGACGCUGUCCUGGCCAACCUCGGUGCCACCGAUGAGAAUGACGAAAAGGUCGUCGCCGAGCUCCGCAAGGUUGUCGACGAGAAGCUCAAGCUUGACUACCUCGUCACCGGAGGCUGGAGUCAAAAGGCCAGCGCCGAGGCUGCGAGGCUUCUCGGCCCAGAGUUCGUCAACGUCGCUGCCGACGCCCGCAAGAUCAACGAUGGCAAGUUUGGCAAGAUCCCCGACGAGAAGGACUGGAAGCUCAGCAAGGACGCCGCCAUGGUCUACUACUGCGACAACGAGACGGUCGACGGUGUCGAGUUCAACGGCUUCCCUAGUGCGCUGGCGCCCAAGGAGAAUGGCGAGGGCCCCAUUGUCGUGGCGGACAUGUCGUCCAACAUCCUCUCAAGGCGCAUCCCCGUCAAGAACUUCAGUGCCAUCUUCUUUGGUGCGCAGAAGAACCUUGGCUCGACUGGUAUCACUGUCGUUGUCAUCAAGAAGAGCCUUCUUGCCGCACAGCCCUCUCCUGCGCUUAUGCGCAAGCUUGGUCUCCCUAUCGCCCCCAUUGUUCUCUCCUACGAGACCAUUGCCAAGAAUAACAGCUUGUACAACACAUUGAGCAUCUUUGAUGUCUAUAUCGCCGGCCAGGUCCUCAAGAAGCUUCUCCGCACUUUCCAAAACAAGGUCGACGGCCAGGAGGCCAUCGCUGAUGAGAAGGCCUCUCUCAUCUACUCCGCCCUCGAGGCUCACCCCGACAUCUACCGCAUCGUCCCCGACAAGAGCGUCCGCUCGCGCAUGAACAUCUGCUUCCGCGUCACCAAGGGCGGUGACACUGACGCCGCGGAGAAGGCCUUCCUCAAGGAGUCUACUGCCCAGGGCCUCACCGGCCUCAAGGGCCACCGCAGCGUCGGCGGUAUUCGUGCCAGCAACUACAACUCUAUCCCUCUCGAGGGUGCCCAAAAGCUGGCCAAGUUCAUCGAGUCCUUUGCCCAGGCUUAA
Colletotrichum paranaense is the source of this 1275-nucleotide messenger RNA. RefSeq names its product phosphoserine aminotransferase. Bases 1 to 1275 code for a protein of 424 amino acids. The transcript is spliced from 2 exons. Gene Ontology annotation, cellular component: cytoplasm. Gene Ontology annotation, biological process: L-serine biosynthetic process. The record is from RefSeq and is a predicted model, not a curated record. Gene Ontology annotation, molecular function: pyridoxal phosphate binding; O-phospho-L-serine:2-oxoglutarate transaminase activity. Lineage: Eukaryota; Fungi; Ascomycota; Sordariomycetes; Glomerellales; Glomerellaceae.